AUGUCUUCUCCUUCUUCCUCCCCUCAGCUCGAGCAGGCGAGCAGCUUCGCCGUCCCCGGCCGCCCUACCAACUUCCUUUCGCUGGCGCCUACUACCUCUUCCACCUAUCCUCAAGCUCCUGAUGCGAGCCGCCCUCUUGCUCGCCGCUCUUCCAGCGUGAGCAGCUCCAACUCGAACGCCGCCGGCCUGCAGUUCCUGCGCCUGGGCCCCGUUCACUACGGCGAGCACCCUGAUGACCGCGAGUAA
This is a messenger RNA of Verticillium nonalfalfae, 246 nucleotides long. RefSeq lists its product as uncharacterized. The transcript has a single exon. NCBI's taxonomy places the organism in Eukaryota, Fungi, Ascomycota, Sordariomycetes, Glomerellales, Plectosphaerellaceae. The record is from RefSeq and is a predicted model, not a curated record. Bases 1 to 246 code for a protein of 81 amino acids.